AUGGAAACAGUAAAUGAGAAAAAGGCUGGAUGUCCAUUCUGUGGUACACAUUUUAGUCAUCGAUCGUCGCUUAUCCGCCAUUUGAAGAACAACUGCAACAAAUCGCAAUCGCAAAGCCUGAGACGCAAAUCAUGUCACCAGUGUGUUGCUGAUAAAGCCAAGUGCAACUUGAGACGUCCCACUUGCUCGCGGUGUUCUCUACGGAGUGUCUCCUGUCAAUAUACGAGUGCCAAAUCGACUGAGUCCCUGACUCUAGAAACUGAGAACCACGAUUUCAGCAUUAGGGGAGGCGGUGCGGACACGUCUCCCGUACCAUCACUUACUACUCAACUACAAGAUUCGCAAUCAAUCUUCGAUCCUAAUCUGUUUGAUUCAUGCUUCUCGAGUCUAGCGUCCUGGGAUCUGACGCAACCAACGAACCUCAAUCUCCGCUCUCCACGACGCACAGUGGACGCAGAUCUCCUCUCUUUGAAUGAUAACAAUGAAUGUGAAUCUCCAGAACUAAUUCGAGCCAUCUCACUUCCACCUGGCCGACAUAGCCCAUCGGUAGAUACGAAUUCAAUCGCUCUGGCUCGUCACAGCAUGGAACUCAUCUUUCGAGUUCUCAAAAGCUGGCCAAAAAUGUUGGCCGAAGAGUUCCAGCUACCACCGCUAUUCCAUUCAACGCACAUCACACAAGGUAAAACAUUACCAUUGCCACUAGCGAAAUGCAUAACCCUGACCAAAAUGUGGCACGGGCAAUGCGAAGGCGCAGAGGAGAUGUCCAAUCAACUCGAUGAAACAGACCUACUAGCAUCAUUACAAGCAGUGGUCAUAUACACGAUCAUUCUCCUAUCCCCAUCAUCCAGCUCCCAACCCCCCUUAACAGACCAUAACAUCGUCUUCCGCAAGGUCGAGCUCCUAGUCUAUCAAAUCGUGCAUGCAGGCCUCUUCCUCGAAGAAGAGCGAACACAAAUGAGACCGUCGUGGGAAGCAUGGGUACACGUUACGACGAAACGCCGCGCAGUACUUGCCCUAUAUCUCCUUCACUGGGCGUACUCGGUAUUGCAUGAGGUGCCAUGUUUCGACUGUAGGGAUUUGGGCUUUAUGCCUGCCCCAGCUGCAAAGGUGCUUUGGCAGGCGCAGUCCGAACAGGAGUGGAAUACGCGGUAUAUUCACUGGCUGUCGCGCUGGAGCGGUCAGUGUUAUCUGCAGGGUGAAUUUGGGAACAUUCGGCCUGGGGUUGUUAUGGAUGCUAGGGCUGAAAGGUGGUUAGAGGAGGCUGAUGAGUUUGGGUUUAUUAUGAUCUCUAUUGUCAAUGCUACGGACUUUGAUCCUCCCUCGCUCAAAGCAUUAGCUCAUUGA
Messenger RNA from Penicillium arizonense, 1344 nucleotides. RefSeq names its product Zn(II)2Cys6 transcription factor domain-containing protein. Gene Ontology annotation, biological process: regulation of DNA-templated transcription. The coding region runs from base 1 to 1344 and encodes 447 amino acids. The record is from RefSeq and is a predicted model, not a curated record. Lineage: Eukaryota; Fungi; Ascomycota; Eurotiomycetes; Eurotiales; Aspergillaceae. Gene Ontology annotation, molecular function: zinc ion binding; DNA-binding transcription factor activity, RNA polymerase II-specific. The transcript has 4 exons.